Molecule: messenger RNA, 2189 nt
Organism: Amborella trichopoda
Lineage: Eukaryota; Viridiplantae; Streptophyta; Magnoliopsida; Amborellales; Amborellaceae
Product: DNA mismatch repair Msh6-like protein
Biological process (GO): auxin-activated signaling pathway
Source: RefSeq, a predicted model, not a curated record
AACAAAAGCCUCUCUUUCUCUCUCUAAAAAAAAAAGCCUCCCUCUCUCUCCAGAAAUAAAACUCUUCCUCCACUGCCAACUCUCUAUACACUCCCCCGGCUUUCUCUCUAUACACUCCCCCCAUCCCAUCCUCUCUGUCCUGUUACAACUGCCCCUUCUCUCUCUCUCUCUCUCUCUCUCUCUAGCCCCCAUUGAUUGCUCUGAGCUCUGCGAGAAAGAAAAAAGAGUAGAAAAUCGAAAUCACGCCCGCAUUUCUUAAACCACACGAACGUACCUCGACAAUGUCUGCCCUUCUUCACGGGAUCGGACUCAUCUCCUCCGCCUACCAAUCGCCACCUCUCCGCAGCUUUUGAUCGUCCUGUACCCGACAAAGAAGGAAACACACACAUUACAAUAACUCUCCCUUCUGGUGUCCAUUUUCUCUCUCUAGCUUCUGUCUCGUAUUUUAUCUCUCUUUGACAUCUAUAUAUAGCGGCUGGCCUGUACUGGUUUUCUCUCUCUAACCCAUUACCCCAAAACUCACAGAAUCGAAGCAUCUAUCCUGUGUCUGUUUGGGCACAGGCUCCUCUCACUAGACUCUUGCCUUUGUUGAAAAACUGCCAUUUUUUUCUCAGUCUUCAGACGUUUAACAUACACAAAACCGGCUUUCUCGCACUACCCCAAUUCGAUCAAACCCAACCAGCUGUGAAUCCUCUUCCUAACUGCUGUUUUCUCUCGCUAGGAAGGCCAUUUUUGGGGCCUCUGCAAAAUGGACAGGUGGUCUUACUCUGAAAAGCUAGAGAGAGAAAGUCGACAUGCCCACCGGAACAGGAACCCCUCCUUCUCCUCCGCCCUCUUGGACGCCAUCUACAAAUCCACAGAAGAAGACCAGCACCUCGUCUUCUACAAGAACGCCAUUAAACCCCACAUAAACCAGUCCUUCUUUGAGCCUGCGAAUGUCCACCAAUCUGCGGUGAAGCGGAGCCACAAAGCCGAGAAAAUCGUCGAAAAAAGAGUGGAGAAGACGAAGCCCCGCCGGAAAGCCACCCAACUCGGAGUAUUCGAGGCGGAGCACUACUACGAAACCCUCCUCUACGGAAGAGACCACCAUAACAACAUCUCCUCUUCUUCGGAUACGAGUGAUAGCGCGACAAACUAUGGGUUCUCCUCCUCCGAGGCCGAGUCAGCUUGGAGCCGCCGAUCCGACCCAUCGAGUCGGAAGUCCAGCAAGUCACCAUCCACCCAAUUCCUCGGCGUCUCAAAAGAAGAAGUCGCUGAGAAGAAGGCCAUCAAGUCUCGGGCGUCGAAGCUCUAUGGCGAUUUCAAGAAGGUGAAGCAGCCGAUUUCUCCCGGGAAUCGGCUUGCGAGUUUCUUAAACUCGCUGUUUUCCUCCGCCGAAAAGGCAAAGAAGGCGAAGCUCGCACGCGUGGAGACCGAUUUCCGCGCUUGCGAGAACAAGCCGCCACCUCUGCCUUCCUCGUCUACUUGCUCCUCCGCCUCCUCUUAUUCGAGGUCGUGUCUCAGUAAAACACCGUCGAGUAGAGGCAAGUCCGGGCCUAACGGCGUCAGGCGUUCCGUCCGUUUUUACAUGCCAGAGGAGACGGCGGAGCUCACGACAUCAGCCACCGUUAGGAGGUCCGUCAAGUUUUAUGUGCCUGGUGAGGCGCCCGAGCUAACGGAGAGCGACGCCUUUAGGGUGCCGUUUCAUGAGAAGCUGAAGCUCCAUUUCAUGGAAAAGAGCCAAAAGGUGGAGGCGGGGAAGGAGCUGUUCAACGAGUAUCAGAAGAAGAGUGAGAUCAUAAAAGAGGUUAUAAUGAGGGAUUUUGUGGAUUCCAGAGAGAGAGAAUUAGGGUUAGAAGAGGAAGAAGAUGAUGAUACAGAGAGCUGUUCGAGCUCUGAUCUCUUCGAGCUCGAGAAUUUGGCGGCCGUUGGAAUCGAUCGAUAUCAGAAGGAGCUUCCAGUUUAUGAGACGACUGAUUUAGGAACGAACCAGGCCAUUGCAAAAGGAUUCCUUCUCUAAAUCCUAUUGAUUACUAUGAUGAGUUCCUCUCUUAUUUUCUCUCUCAUCUUUUUUGCGUUUUUCGGUUAAUCUUCCUUUUUUUUUACUGGUUUGGAGUUCAAGGAGAAUAAAAAUGGAGUAUGAAUUUGGGGUAUAAUUCCAUGAACUUACUGUAAAUAUGUUGUUUUUUAAGGGUUUAUUCAGGGUAUAU